CGUUGCCCUUGGCACAAUAAAUGGAUCCAGAAAAGAAAGAAUGUGGCAGAGGCCUGAAGCUGCUGACCCAGACCUCUUCUUCUCUUUCUCUGCCCUCUCUCUCUGAUACCUGCCCGAGUCUUCUCCACUUCCUCCUACAUUCUUCUUCUACAUAGACAUGAACAUGAUAAGCCAAACCAUUACCUAGCAUAACUAUAGGUAUUAGAUAGCUAUCAUGGACAUGGCAACAACUGUACACAUAGACACACACACGGUUAUCUGACCAAAUUAUCAGGGGUACAGUAGUAUCUACCAUUUCUAUUACUAUUUAUAUAGCAUACACACUCACUCUUUAAAACAUUAUUAUUUGGUAAUGUUAUCAGGGGUAGUAACUAGCAUAAUUUAGUUGACUAUUUCUUUCACUCACACCUCAUUGGCUAGGUUAGCAAGGUAGCUAACGCUAACUAGCCACAUCUAGCACAAGCUCACUACUAAACUGACCUGGCAAUCCUACUAUCGUUGACACUUGUCUCCAAGCAGUAUUUUUUGUGUUUAUGUCCCUGUAGCUGUCAGCAGUUGUGUCAAAAGGACACGGUUUUGAGGAUACUGCGAAAACUAUAGUUUGUUAACAAGACAUUUGUGGUUGAAAAACAAGUUUUAAUGACUCCAACCUAAGUGUAUGUAAACUUACGACUUCAACUGUAUGUAUAUACAGUACCAGUCUGUUAUACGCAAUAUACUUAUGUCCACAUUCAUCAAUGUGUGCCAUGCUGAUUGCAGCCUUGGCAUGCCAAUGUCACACCUCUUAUUUAUCUGUCAUUCAGAAUGGGGAAGAAACUGUACACCACUUUUAUGUGACCUAGUUCCUCUAAGUUCUACCCCUUGACUUGUUAUCCGAAUACAGGAAGACAAGCUCGUCUCGCACAGGCAUCAGGUUUCGUUACGGUUGUUCAUACUUUCUGACACACAACACAAGACUGGGAUUUACAUUUUUAGAAGAAACAGAUAGAAAUUGGAAAUGCCAAUAACGGACUGUUAGAAGGGAAAGUUAUUAAAAAGGCAAGUAAAUCAUUCUGUAGUCCUGUAUCUGCAGAUCGAUGAUGGAAACACCCAUUCCUGUUCCUGAGCUGCUGUUAGCCAUUUUAGAAGAGCUAAUCACUGAAGAACUGAAGACAUUUCAGUGGUACCUGACUCAGGUUGUGCUCAGCGAUUUUCCUCCCUUCCCUAAGAGCAAGCUGGAGAACACGGACAGGCUAACCACUGUUGAUAAGAUGAUCAAGACCUCAAGCUAUGAGGGAGCUGUGAAGGUGUCACUAGAGAUCCUGAGGAAGAUGAAACACAACAAUCUAGCUGAGAAACUACAGAGAGACAGCCAAAUAUCCUGUCCUGUGUGCCACGACAUCCUCAGGGAUCCUGUUAUACUGUCAUGCCACCACAAAGUCUGCACAGGCUGUCUACAUGAAUGCUGGAACCAGAAAGAUUCUCGGCAAUGCCCUGUGUGCAAGACGAGGAUCUUAAUGGAUACAGCAAGGUCUGAGGUGCUCUGCAGUUUGCACAGUGAGAAAUUCAAACUCUUCUGCCUGGAGGAUAAAAAGCCAAUCUGUGUGGUAUGUCAGACUUCAAAAAAACACAAAAGCCAUAACUGUAGCCCCAUAGAUGAAGCUGCACAAGAUCAGAAGGAAGAACUCCAGACAGCACUGAAUUCCUUAAAGGAGAAGCUUGGGGUCUUUAGUAAAAUUAGCCAAACCUGUGCUGAACACAUCUUGAGCCAGGCCCAGCACACAGAGGGUCAAAUUAAGGCGCAGUUUGAGAAGCUUCACCAGUUUCUACGAGAGGAAGAGGCAGCCAGGAUAGCUGAACUUAAAGAGGAAGAAGAGCACAAGAAUCGAGAGAUGAAAGAAAAUAUUGAAGAAAUGAGCGGAGAGAUUUCAUCACUUGCAAACACAAUCAGAUUCUUAGAGGAGGAGCUGAAAGCUGAAGACCUCUCAUUUCUGCAGAACUAUGAGUCCACAAAGGAAAGAGCCCAAUGCAAACUGCCAGAUCCAAUGCUGAUCUCAGGAGUGCUGAUAGACGUGGCUAAAUACUUGGGCAACCUGCAAUUUAGAGUCUGGGAGAAGAUGCAUGAGAUUGUGAAAUACACUCCUGUGAUUCUGAACCCCAAUACUUCCCAACCACAUCUCAUCCUGUCUGAUGAUCUGACCAGUGUGAGACACCGUGAUGAAGACAGCAUCAAUGACAGUGACGAAACACGGCAGCUUCCUGACAACCCAGAGAGGUUUGAUACCUUUAGAAUGGUCCUAGGCUCUGAAGGCUUUAAUUCAGGGACACACAACUGGGACAUUGAGGUUGGGGACAAUACUCACUGGUCACUGGGUGUGAUUUCAGAAUCUGUCCAGAGGAAGGAAGAAGUAAAGAAUGGAUACUGGCAAAUCCGAUUCACUGGUGGUAAAUAUGAUACACAUUCUCCAUCAGGGUCAGACACUCUCCUUACUGUGAGACAGAAACCCCUGAGGAUCAGAGUGCAGCUGGACUGGGAUGGAGGUAAGCUGUCAUUCUCUGACCCUGAUAAUAAGACAGUUCUACACACAUUCACACACACUUUCACUGAGAAAGUCUUUCCUUUUUGCCUUAAUGGCUGUAAACUCCACCCUGUGAGGAUUUUACCAGUGAAGGCCUGUGUGACAGUGGAAAAGCCCAAUGAGACCUUCUUACAGGACACACAUGUCAGAGGCUUAACAGUGAACACCCACAAUGAUUAUGAUAUGUUCGAUGAGGACAUUGAUGAAUUUGAGGACAAAUACGAUGAAUGUGCAGACCCCGAAGAUGAAGAUGGUGUAGAUGAAGAAUAUGAAGAAGGUGAACAGUGGAACAACAGUUAA
Oncorhynchus masou masou (cherry salmon) is the source of this 2858-nucleotide messenger RNA. RefSeq names its product E3 ubiquitin-protein ligase TRIM35-like. The transcript has a single exon. Gene Ontology annotation, cellular component: cytoplasm. Gene Ontology annotation, molecular function: ubiquitin protein ligase activity; zinc ion binding; protein binding. The record is from RefSeq and is a predicted model, not a curated record. Gene Ontology annotation, biological process: protein ubiquitination. Bases 1077 to 2858 code for a protein of 593 amino acids. Lineage: Eukaryota; Metazoa; Chordata; Actinopteri; Salmoniformes; Salmonidae.